Messenger RNA from Recurvomyces mirabilis, 891 nucleotides. RefSeq lists its product as uncharacterized. The transcript is spliced from 2 exons. NCBI's taxonomy places the organism in Eukaryota, Fungi, Ascomycota, Dothideomycetes, Mycosphaerellales, Teratosphaeriaceae. The record is from RefSeq and is a predicted model, not a curated record. The coding region runs from base 1 to 891 and encodes 296 amino acids.
AUGCAGUUGGCUCUGGUGUUAAAUUGCAAUCCCACUAAAGCAUAUUGGCUGGCGUAUGACCUAGAGUGGUCCGCCGACCACGAUUUCCACUGCGCUAGCACUGGUGUACUGAACCUCGUGGCCGGGAUCCUGAGUAUCGUGACGGACAUAUAUUCGAUCGCCCUUCCCUGUAUCGUGGCGCAAGGACUACAAGUACCAUUUCGGCAGAAGGUCAUCUUGAACAUCAUGUUCGGCAUUUCCUCAAUAACAAUCGGCGCCGCCAUCGCCCGAACGUAUCUUUACUACAAACUCUCCUUCCACUACGACUUCACCUGGCUAGCUUUCGACGUCUACUUCUGGACGAUGCUAGAAUUCGGUCUAGGCAUCAUAUGUGCCUGUGCACCUUCCCUUCGCGUCUUCAUCAAAAAGUACCUUGGCGAACGACUUUCCAGCCGUGGGGCAGGAGGCAGUACCUCCCGCUGGACGGGCGGCAGAAGCGGAGAGAAGAGGCAGAGAAGUGAGAGUGAAGGCGAGUUGACGCCACGUACAGGAGUGCAGGCCGUGGAUGCGCAUAAGAGUUCCACUUCUACGACGAGCUCGUCUGGCAUAACGAAGAAGAGUACUUUCGAAAUCAGUACCAGAUCACGGGACAUAAACGAGAGCCAUGAGCUACAGACUCGUGCGGAACCACAAUUGACGCCUCUGGAGCUCCCAAGGCUGGUGGGAGAUGGUGCGGGUGGAAAUUACAGCACGCAGACCAGCGGCAGUCAUGGGAAAAUCGGCGCUCCGCGCUCGCCACUGGAGUACGAACAUCAUGUUUUGGGUACUUUACGGAGAGGAAGGGAGUCCUUCUUUUCAGGCCGGAAAGGGAAGAAAAGGCCGAUGACGCAAGUCAGCCAGAGUGCGGUAUAG